AUGGCCGUGGCCGUUAGUAAGGUGGGUAUACCGACGUGGAUUGUAAAAGUACGCCAUAAGGCUACUCAUCAGCAUAUGCCCUCAUUAAAAAUGUUCCGCAAAGCUGCGCGCUUUUGUCGUCAAUGGUUGUGGAUUUUUAUUUAUCGUUUCAGAGAUUUUUUGGAUACAUUGCUUCUAGAUGGCCGUUUAAUAAUGACUCAGAAACAAAUACAAAUGGCUGGUUUUAGUUUAUCUGUUAGUGAUUCAUUAAUUUGGAAUAUACCAGAGACACUUCAACGAUUCUGGCAACCAGUUUUUCAUAUUUUAAGCCGUGUUAGAGCUCUCCCAGAAUUAUUGUACGGGUUAGUAAGUGCACUGGACGAUCCAUGCAAUUCUCAAAUUAGAGAUCGACAGCUUAUUGCCUGGAUUCAUUUAUUGCUUUCGACACUUUGCAAAAGUGACAUUGUGCCAAACUCAGAUUGGACUCGAAUUAUUCGAGGAAUGCUGCGCGUUCCUCAAAAAUAUUUGGAUUCCCACUUUGAAAAAGUAUUAAAUAAAUUGGAAUCUGGUGGAGAAGAAGCGGAAAAGUGUAAAUGUUUGCGUCAGUUAGUAAAUAUAGCACUCGGCAAUAACUUCGAAGUGGAAGAAAAUGAAACUUGCACCAACGAAGAAAAUAGACCAGUGCGGACGGUGGAAGAUUUACAAAAGUUAUUAUCUGAUGAUCCAAGCUUAUCGGCAUAUUAUGACGCGAACAAUGGACAAAGCAAUUGGAUUUUAUGCAACGCCAACGACUGGAAAGAAAUACCUCUCGGCUUAACGCCUGAGCAAACAACUGAAUCGCUUUGUCUUAUUAUUGAUCCUGGAACUUUAUGA
Molecule: messenger RNA, 852 nt
Organism: Dracunculus medinensis (Guinea worm)
Lineage: Eukaryota; Metazoa; Nematoda; Chromadorea; Rhabditida; Dracunculidae
Source: the annotation of a GenBank genome assembly